AUGUCCACUGUGGUCCUCAGCAACCUCCCGAUGGGGUGCAUCGAGUCGGAUAUCCACCGGGCCUUACUCAUGUAUGGCACCGCCGUCCACAUUGAGAUGCAUUCACAUGCAUCUCAGGCCACUGUGACAAUGCGCACGAAGCAGGAGGCCCAGGCACUGUUGAAUCGACGCUCUGUGAACGUCAUUGGCACCUCGGUGCGCGUGGACGCUCCGGUGCAGGGGCCACCACUGCAGCCGCAGCAUCACCUGACUCAACAGCAGCAGGCGAUGCCCCAAUCACCGCAACAUCUGCAGCAGCAACAGAUAGGUGGCUACGGGUAUGGCUCUGGUGAUGGUGCCCAGCAGCAACAGCCCAUCUACAGCAACAUGGCACCGCAGCAGUAUCCCCAACACGAGCUCAGUCGUCCGCCACAGCAGCACCUGCAGCCACAGCAGCUCUACCCACAACAACCACAGCAGAUGCCCUUGCAGUCGCAACCGCAAAGCACGGGCAGUUACAUUACAAACUCCAGCCACAGAGGCGGCGGCAGUGGCCACGCAAUCAUGCCAACGCCUCCUCAGCCUUCUCGGCGUCUACGUGUGCUUGUGGAGGACUGUCGCUACCCGAUUACCCGCGACGUACUCAUGCAGAUGUUCAGCAUGAUUGCUCCGCCCGCGAGUGUGUCGUGUGGCCCGUACGGCCCAACUACCACCGGCACGGUGGAGUUUGCAGACGCAGCGGCGGCGCAACAGGCCAUGGACCAAUUUCACAACAACGCAAUCUAUCCCAACUGCUGCUACAUCAAGCUGUACUUUGAGCCGAUGUGGGACCAAUUCGACCCCGCGCAGCCGCCUCAGCCGUUGCACCAACCGCACUUGUACGGCAACAGCAACAGCGGCUACGGCUAUCCGACGCAAAGCUCCACCAACUCGCCGCCCUCGGGGCAUGCGAAUCCGUACGGGGUGACAUCGCACGCCCCCGCUCAACCCGACGCGCCCGGCGCGGGCUGGGGCGGCGGCGAUAGUGCCCGAUGUUAUAGCGACUCCACCCCGUCAAAUGCCGCGCCGCAGUCGCAGCAUCCGCAGCCUGGGCAGUCCACAACCGAUCCUAACGGUGGCUGCCGAGACGGCUAUGGUGCCGGUUCAGGCUAUGCGCACGAUGGAGGCUCUGCAGUGCGACAGGGUGGCGAGGGUGAGACUACUCGUGGAAUGGCACCUGGGGCGAUAGGGCGAGGUGGCCGGGGCACCAUUCGGGGUGGUAUCGUGGGUCGUGGGAGCGGUCCGGGGUCCGGUGCUGCCACCGGCUUCAGCCCGUACGACUCCUCAGGGGCACCGCCGGCGCGAGGUGGCGGUAUCGGCGUCGUGCGCCCUCCGGGAUCGCAGGUGAGCCCCUGUAUCGUCUUGGUCAGCGGUGUGAACGAGUCGGCUCCUUUGUAUGACCUAUGGGUGCUAUUAGAGGUUUUCGGCAACGUGAACUCGUUGAAACGGCAGUUUCGCGAGCGCACGAACGUGGUGGCGCAGUUCCAACAUCCUGGCGAUACCUUGACGGCGAUUCAAUACCUGCAGCACUGCCCGUUUCGCGGUGGUGUGCUGCGGCUGAAGCGCUUCAGCGGGUACCAAGCGCGGGAGGCGGAGUGGGAAACGAAGUCGGCGACUGAUCCGACAGCCCAGGCUGCGGUUUUCACGACUGGUUAUCACCACCGCACACCGCCGCGAGCGCCAGUGAACGUGCGAGGCCGUGUGCGCCCAGACAAGAACCUGUACAUCACCAACCUCACGGAGGCCAUCCUGGAUGACGAGCUGAAGGGGAUCAUGAAGGAGGUCGGGUUUGAGCCAGACUCGUACUACCGUCGAGGUCCUACAGGAGUCAUUGUCGCCUAUAAGGAUACGGAGACGGCUGUAGACGCUCUCAUCGCGGUACACGCCAAGGAGGUGCGCGGUCGCUUUCUCCGAGUGACCUUCUCACGCUUCCCACCAGGUCCGCGGCCCUUGCGCGACGGCGUGGACAAAGGAGACGAGGACGACGACGGGGAUGCUGUGCAGUGCGGCGGUCAACAGGAGACGCCACCACCGCAUCAGCAGCAGCAACAGCAGGCGGCUGAGCCACCACAGGAAAGCGAGGCAGCGCCUCAAGAUUUUGCAGAGGCGCCGGUGCCGCCCCCGCCGCAGAAACCUGAGCCUCUUCCAGAGGGGGCGAACAGAGGCGAGGCGGAGUCGUCCGCACCUGAGGCAUCACCAAAGACGACGAAGGCAAAGACGAGGGCUGCAAAGAGGUAG
This is a messenger RNA of Leishmania braziliensis MHOM/BR/75/M2904, 2256 nucleotides long. RefSeq lists its product as hypothetical. The record is from RefSeq and is a predicted model, not a curated record. Gene Ontology annotation, cellular component: cytoplasm; nucleus. Gene Ontology annotation, molecular function: mRNA binding. NCBI's taxonomy places the organism in Eukaryota, Euglenozoa, Kinetoplastea, Trypanosomatida, Trypanosomatidae. The transcript has a single exon. The coding region runs from base 1 to 2256 and encodes 751 amino acids.